AUGCCUCAGAAGGUCUAUGUCACCUACAACCAGGUGCACAAGCUGUGCCAGCAGUCUGCCGACACCAUCCUCAAGGAGUUUCACCCCAACCUGAUGAUCGCCAUUGGCGGUGGUGGUUACGUCCCUGCUCGUAUUCUCCGAUCUUUCCUCAAGCGCUCCGGUGACCCCAAUAUCCCCAUCCAGGCCAUCGGUCUGUCCCUCUACGAGGACCUCGGCCGUGACGAUCCCGAGGAGGUCCCUGGCACCAAGGUCACCCGCACACAAUGGCUUGACCUGAGCUCGCUCGAGAUGGCCAACCUGAUCGGCAAGAACAUCCUCAUCGUCGACGAGGUUGACGACACCCGCACCACCCUGGAGUACGCCGUGCGUGAGCUGGAGAAGGAUGUGGAGCUGGCUCAGAAGCAGCUUGGCCGUGAGGGCGAGAAGACCAACUUCUUCGUUUACGUUCUGCACAACAAGAACAAGGCGAAGAAGGGUGUCCUGCCCACCGACAUGAUGGAGAGCGGUCGCUACCACGCCUCAGUCACCACCGAGGACGUGUGGAUCUGCUACCCUUGGGAGGCCAAGGACAUCGAUGAGCACGACGCCCUGGCCAAGGAGAACCCUCUUGUCUGA
This is a messenger RNA of Penicillium cinerascens, 615 nucleotides long. RefSeq names its product xanthine phosphoribosyltransferase. The record is from RefSeq and is a predicted model, not a curated record. Lineage: Eukaryota; Fungi; Ascomycota; Eurotiomycetes; Eurotiales; Aspergillaceae. The coding region runs from base 1 to 615 and encodes 204 amino acids. Gene Ontology annotation, biological process: XMP salvage; IMP salvage; hypoxanthine metabolic process. The transcript is spliced from 5 exons. Gene Ontology annotation, cellular component: cytoplasm. Gene Ontology annotation, molecular function: hypoxanthine phosphoribosyltransferase activity.